Messenger RNA from Dipodomys ordii (Ord's kangaroo rat), 5864 nucleotides. It is a transcript of the gene Pcf11, whose product is annotated as PCF11 cleavage and polyadenylation factor subunit. The record is from RefSeq and is a predicted model, not a curated record. Bases 349 to 5013 code for a protein of 1554 amino acids. Gene Ontology annotation, biological process: termination of RNA polymerase II transcription. Gene Ontology annotation, cellular component: mRNA cleavage factor complex; cytoplasm. NCBI's taxonomy places the organism in Eukaryota, Metazoa, Chordata, Mammalia, Rodentia, Heteromyidae. Gene Ontology annotation, molecular function: RNA polymerase II complex binding; mRNA binding. The transcript has 16 exons.
CUUUUACCGCACAUCUCCCCUCCCCUAGUUCAUUUCGCACGACGCAGCGGUUGGGAACACAGACAUUUUCGGAGCUGGAGCCGCCACUGCCGCCGCCAUUUUGUGUCUGUGGAGAAAGAAGCUUCUUUGGCGGCUGGAAGCGGACAGAGAUCACCCGUGAGACGGCGGCGCUUCAUCCCCGAGGUUCCCCUGGUGUCGUCCCCCACCCCCCCCUCCGCGGUCAGCAUGUGGUGAAGCCGGAGCCGUGAGAGGCCCGGGGAGAGAGGAAGAGGAGUCGGAAGGGAGGCGGGGUGUCGAGAGCGGCUUCAGCUUCAGCUGCGGCGGACCUCGGAGGGGGGCCGCGGCGCAAUGUCAGAGCAGACGCCGGCCGAGGCCGGGGCUGCUGGGGCCCGGGAGGACGCCUGUCGGGAUUAUCAGUCAUCGCUCGAAGACCUGACCUUCAAUAGCAAACCGCACAUCAAUAUGCUGACCAUUCUAGCCGAGGAGAACCUGCCCUUCGCCAAGGAGAUCGUCUCUCUCAUCGAGGCCCAAACCGCCAAGGCUCCUUCCUCAGAGAAGCUUCCUGUUAUGUACCUUAUGGAUUCUAUCGUGAAAAAUGUUGGAAGAGAGUAUCUCACUGCCUUUACUAAAAAUCUUGUUGCAACAUUUAUUUGUGUUUUUGAAAAGGUGGAUGAAAAUACUAGAAAAAGUUUAUUUAAAUUACGUUCCACAUGGGAUGAGAUAUUCCCUUUGAAGAAACUUUAUGCCCUGGAUGUCAGAGUCAAUUCAUUAGAUCCUGCUUGGCCUAUUAAACCUCUACCCCCCAAUGUGAACACAUCUAGCAUCCAUGUGAAUCCCAAGUUUUUAAAUAAAUCGCCUGAGGAGCCUUCAACACCUGGCACAGUGGUCAGUUCUCCCAGCAUCUCUACUCCUCCGAUUGUUCCUGAUAUACAAAAGAAUCUUACCCAAGAACAACUAAUAAGGCAGCAGUUACUGGCAAAACAAAAACAAUUGUUAGAACUUCAGCAGAAAAAGCUGGAGCUUGAGUUAGAGCAAGCUAAGGCACAACUGGCAGUUUCUCUUAGUGUUCAGCAGGAGACAGCUAACUUGGGUCCUGGAUCAACACCAUCUAAAUUACAUGUUUCUCAAAUUCCCCCUAUGGCAGUUAAAGCUCCUCCCCAUCAGGUUCCUGUUCAACCUGAGAAAAGCCGUCCAGGUCCAUCCUUACAAAUUCAGGAUUUGAAAGGAACUAACAGGGAUCCUCGACUUAACAGGAUGAGCCAACAUUCUUCUCAUGGUAAAGAUCAGAGUCACAGGAAAGACUUUCUAAUAAAUACGUUGAACCAAUCUGAUACUAAGACAAGUAAAACUGUAUCCUCUGAAAAACUUAAUUCAUCUAAGCAAGAAAAAAGUAAAUCAGGUGAAAAAAUAACUAAGAAAGAACUUGACCAAUUAGAUUCAAAAUCAAAAUCAAAAUCAAAGUCACCAUCACCUUUGAAAAACAAAGUAUCUCACACAAAAGACUUGAAAAAUCAAGAAUCUGAAAGUGCAAGGUUAUCUGAUGUGAACAAGAGAGAUCCAAGAUUAAAAAAACAUCUUCAGGAUAAGACUGAUAGCAAAGAUGAUGAUGUUAAAGAAAAGAGAAAAACGGCAGAAAAAAAAGAUAAAGAUGAGCACAUGAAAUCAUCUGAACAUAGACUAAUUGGAAGUAGAAGUAAAAUUAUAAAUGGCAUUGUACAAAAACAGGACACAGUCAUAGAAGAAUUGGAAAAACAGGGGACAAAACCAGGGAGAUCAAGUACAAGAAAACGAUCAAGAUCUCGAUCACCCAAGUCUCGAUCACCAAUUAUACAUUCCCCCAAAAGAAGAGAUAGGAGGUCGCCCAAACGAAGGCAGAGAAGUAUGUCUCCAAGUUCGACACCCAAAGCUGGAAAGAUCCGCCAAUCAGGAGCUAAGCAGUCACAUAUGGAAGAGUUUACGCCACCAUCCAGGGAAGAAAGAAAUGCUAAGAGAAGCACUAAACAGGAUAUUCGAGAUCCAAGGAGAAUGAAAAAGACUGAAGAAGAAAGACCACAGGAAACUGCAAAUCAACAUUCUAUGAAGUCAGGCAAUGAACCAAAGGAAAAUUUAGAAAAUUGGCCAAGUUCCAAGUCUGCUAAGAGGUGGAAGUCUGGUUGGGAAGAAAAUAAAAGCUUACAGCAAGGUGAUGAACAUAACAAAUCUCCUCAUUUAAGGCAUAGGGAGAGCUGGUCAAGCACUAAAGGAAUUUUGUCACCUCGAGCUCCAAAGCAGCAGCAUCGAUUAAGUGUAGAUGCCAAUCUUCAGAUUCCUAAGGAGUUAACUCUUGCAAGCAAGAGAGAGUUAAUUCAAAAGACGAGUGAACGUUUAGCAUCUGGUGAAAUUACACAGGAUGAGUUCCUUGUUGUUGUGCAUCAAAUUCGACAACUAUUUCAGUAUCAAGAAGGUGUUCGAGAAGAGCAGAGAUCGCCAUUCAAUGAUCGUUUCCCACUUAAACGACCUAGAUAUGAAGAUUCAGAUAAACCAUUUGUAGACAGCCCAGCAUCAAGAUUUGCUGGCCUUGAUACAAAUCAGCGACUUACAGCUUUAGCUGAAGACAGACCAUUAUUUGAUGGACCUAGUAGGCCAUCAGUAACAAGAGAUGGCCCAACCAAGAUGAUUUUUGAAGGACCUAAUAAAUUAAGCCCUAGAGUUGAUGGACCUCCUACACCAGGUUCUCUUCGGUUUGAUGGGUCACCAGGACAAAUGGGGGGAGGAGGCCCUUUGAGAUUUGAAGGACCACAAGGUCAGAUAGGAGGUGGGUGUCCUUUGAGAUUUGAGGGGCCUCCAGGACCAGUAGGGACACCUCUGCGAUUUGAAGGGCCAAUUGGUCAAGCAGGAGGAGGUGGUUUUCGGUUUGAAGGAUCCCCUGGUCUGAGGUUUGAGGGAUCUGCAGGUGGUUUGCGAUUUGAAGGACCAGGGGGUCAGCCUGUGGGUGGUCUCAGGUUUGAAGGUCAUCGUGGUCAACCUGUGGGUGGUCUCAGGUUUGAGGGACCUCAUGGUCAGCCCGUGGGUGGUCUUAGAUUUGAUAAUCCACGAGGUCAGCCUGUAGGUGGACUUAGAUUUGAAGGGGGUCAUGGCCCAUCAGGGGCUUCGAUGAGGUUUGAUGGACCUCAUGGUCAGCCAGGAAGUGGGAUCAGAUUUGAGGGUCCUUUGUUACAGCAAGGAGUUGGAAUGAGGUUUGAGGGCCCCCAUGGCCAGUCUGUAGCUGGCCUGAGAUUUGAAGGACAACAUAAUCAGCUUGGUGGCAACCUUAGGUUUGAGGGUCCACAUGGUCAACCAGGGGUUGGGAUCAGAUUUGAAGGGCCUUUAGUUCAACAAGGAGGUGGCAUGAGGUUUGAGGGUCCUGUACCAGGAGGUGGCCUGAGAAUUGAAGGGCCUCUGGGUCAAGGUGGUCCAAGAUUUGAAGGUUGUCAUGCUUUAAGGUUUGAUGGGCAGCCAGGUCAACCAUCACUUUUGCCAAGAUUUGAUGGAUUGCAUGGUCAGCCAGGUCCUAGAUUUGAAAGAACUCCUGGUCAGCCAGGCCCACAGAGGUUUGAUGGACCACCUGGACAGCAGGUUCAACCAAGAUUUGAUGGUGUACCUCAAAGAUUUGAUGGUCCACAACACCAGCAGGCAUCAAGGUUUGAUAUUCCUCUUGGUCUACAAGGCACACGAUUUGACAAUCAUCCUUCACAAAGGCUUGAAUCUUUCAAUCAGACUGGCCCAUAUAAUGAUCCACCUGGCAGUUCUUUUAAUGCUCCAUCCCAAGGACUACAGUUCCAGAGACAUGAACAAAUAUUUGACUCACCCCAAGGACCAAACUUUAAUGGACCACAUGGCCCUGGAAACCAGAGUUUCUCAAAUCCCCUUAACAGAGCUUCUGGACACUAUUUUGAUGAAAAGAAUCUUCAGAGUUCUCAGUUUGGAAACUUUGGUAAUUUACCUGCUCCAAUAUCAGUAGGAAAUAUUCAAGGACCUCAACAGGUUCUGACUGGUGUAGCUCAGCCAGUAGCAUUUGGCCAAGGACAACAGUUUUUACCAGUUCAUCCACAAAAUCCAGGAGCAUUUGUACAGAAUCCUUCAGGAGCUCUUCCUAAAGCAUAUCCUGAUAAUCAUCUCAGUCAGGUGGAUGUAAAUGAAUUGUUUUCAAAACUGCUAAAAACAGGAAUUCUCAAAUUGUCCCAGCCUGAUUCAGCUACAACACAGGUAAAUGAAGUUGCUGCUCAGCCUCCUGCUGAAGAGGAGGAAGAUCAAAAUGAAGAUCAAGAUGUUCCAGAUCUUACUAAUUUUACAAUUGAAGAAUUGAAACAACGUUAUGACAGUGUUAUAAAUCGACUGUACACUGGUAUUCAGUGUUACUCUUGUGGAAUGAGGUUUACAACUUCACAGACAGAUGUAUAUGCAGAUCACUUGGACUGGCAUUAUCGGCAAAAUAGAACUGAGAAAGAUGUUAGCAGAAAAGUCACUCACAGACGUUGGUACUACAGUUUAACAGACUGGAUAGAAUUUGAGGAAAUAGCUGACCUGGAAGAACGUGCAAAGAGUCAGUUUUUUGAAAAGGUGCAUGAAGAAGUUGUGCUUAAAACUCAGGAGGCUGCUAAAGAAAAGGAGUUCCAAAGUGUACCUGCUGGGCCAGCUGGAGCAGUUGAGAGUUGUGAAAUCUGUCAAGAACAAUUUGAACAGUACUGGGAUGAAGAGGAGGAAGAGUGGCACUUAAAAAAUGCUAUUAGAGUAGAUGGAAAGAUUUAUCAUCCAUCAUGUUAUGAAGAUUAUCAAAAUACAUCUUCAUUUGAUUGUACACCAUCUCCCAGCAAGACACCAGUUGAAAACCCUUUGAACAUUAUGUUGAACAUUGUCAAAAACGAAUUGCAGGAACCCUGUGAAAGUCCCAAAGUUAAGGAAGAACGAAUUGAUACCCCACCAGCUUGUACCGAGGAAAGUGUAACAUCAGCCACUGAAAUUAAGACAGAAAAUGAUACAGUUGAGUCAGUUUAAAUAAAAUGAGAAAGGUAUGUUUUUCUUAAAAAAAAAAAGAAAAAGAAAAAAAGCUGCUGUUGGAUCUAGGUGAAGAAUUUUUUAAUGUAUAUAUAGACAUAUAUCUAUAUAAAUUGCCUAGCUGAGGCAGGGCCUUCAGCUAUCAUUUGGUUAAUAAAUACAUUUUAGUAUUUGCAUUUCCUACUGCCUGCACAGAUUCAGGUGCUUGUUGUGUGAAAGUUCUGUAGAUGUGUGCAAAUUUAACAAAAUGAAAUUGUAUGUGUAAAAAUGUACGAUUUUCACUUGUGAAACUGUAAAUUAUAAAUAAAAAUAUUUUUGCUAUCCAUGGAGUGUAAUAUUUAUGCACACCAUCAAAUAUAGUGUUUCUGUGCUUUUUAUUGGGCAAAAAUGGAACUAAGAUUUUUUUUUCCUGAUAGCGUCCCAUAAUUAAAGGUGGAAGUUUCAUCCUUCAAAAGGGGACUGUGAGAGCAUUUCAGGGCUUUUCUCAAAUAGAAAAGCCAGAUUUGAAAGAUUUAUAAAAUAGGAUAUACACACAUAUGUAUCUCCAUAUGGUUCUCUGUAGACACCGUUCAGAUGUCCGUUUUGGAAAGCGUCUAAUGAAGCAGCUUUCAUUCUUGAGAUUGGACACUGAUACCAAGCGAUUAACAUGAGUACUGAAGAUGAUUUUUUUAGAAGCUAUUUUCAAAUUGUCAGAACAGUUUAAUGCAGAUGAACAUAUUUCUAUUUUAAAUUACAGGGAAACUGUUCAUUGAAACUUGGUUAACCUUUUUCUUUUGUUGGCUUUGAUUGAAUUAGAUGGAUACCAUGAGCUGUUAAUAUUCAUACAUGUAAUAAAUAGAAUAAUGAAGAAA